This is a messenger RNA of Candoia aspera, 585 nucleotides long. RefSeq names its product C-type lectin mannose-binding isoform-like. Lineage: Eukaryota; Metazoa; Chordata; Lepidosauria; Squamata; Candoiidae. Gene Ontology annotation, molecular function: signaling receptor activity. The record is from RefSeq and is a predicted model, not a curated record.
AUGUUGGUAACUCAGCAGGUUAAGCGUGUUCUGCAGACCCAGCUGUCUCCUCCUCCCCCUCCUCCUCCUCCUCCUCCUCCUCUCUGGGCCACCCUCUCAUUGGGCUUUCUCUCUUCCCACACAGCACCUGGAACCCAAAAAUGUUGUCCCUUCGAUUGGUACCCUUACAGUGGGUUUUGCUACAAGAUCUUCAAUGAACAAGUGGACUGGAACACUGCAGAGGGGCUCUGUGAGAACCACAAGACAGGCUGCCAUCUUGCCUCCUUCCGUGAAGCGGAGGCAGUGGCCUUGGCCCAGUACUUCCGAUAUCUCAAAAGUGAUGUCUUUGUCUGGAUCGGACUGUGGGAUCCAUCAAAACACAGAAAGUGGCAGUGGAGUGACGGCUCCAACACCAACUACACCACCUGGAAUGAAGGAGAACCCAACAACAUUGGGGCCAAUGAACACUGCACUGAUGUGUGGGCCAGUUCAGGGUAUCUCAAGUGGAAUGAUGAGAACUGCAAAUCCUGGCAUGCUUUCCUCUGCAAGUUCCCACUCCAGCCCCCAAGUGAUGGAGGCACCCCAUCAAGCUUGGAGAGGGAAUGA